Messenger RNA from Brassica oleracea var. oleracea, 1914 nucleotides. Its product is annotated as protein tesmin/TSO1-like CXC 6. Gene Ontology annotation, cellular component: nucleus. Gene Ontology annotation, biological process: regulation of DNA-templated transcription. Lineage: Eukaryota; Viridiplantae; Streptophyta; Magnoliopsida; Brassicales; Brassicaceae. The record is from RefSeq and is a predicted model, not a curated record.
GGUUUUCUAGUGCGGAAGUGAUUAAUCCGCCAUCGGAUCUUGAAUCGUCCGUGUUUCUCGAGCUGAUUUGUGUGAUCCGUUGCGUUGAUUAUAAGCUCUGAGCUUUAAAAUUUUCUGGGUUUCUGCGGAUACUGAGAAAUUUGAAAAUCUUCAGAUGGGAGAAGGAGACGAAUUCCCGCCUAAAACGGAAGAGUUUGAUGCCCCGACGAAGAAGACGGCGAGGCAACUCGACUUCGCUGGUGGGCAUUCACAGGCUAAUCAAGCUCCUGCCACGGUGGCGGUUCCGAUUCCACCUUUACAAUCUCAACUCCCAAUUAGGCUUCCGAAGCCAGAAUCUCCGAAGCCUAAGCCAAGGCCUGUUGUCGAAGCUGGAGAUGGAACCACCCCUCUGAAGAAAAAACACUGUAACUGUAAACACUCUCGCUGCUUGAAGCUGUACUGUGAAUGCUUUGCAUCCGGCACUUACUGUGAUGGUUGCAACUGUUUAAACUGUUUCAACAACGUUGACAAUGAACCCGCCAGACGAGAAGCCAUUGAAUCAACUCUCGAACGCAAUCCUAAUGCCUUCAGGCCUAAAAUCGCUAGCAGUCCACACGACCCACGAGAUAACAGGGAGGUGGUUGGUGGAGUUGUGAUGUUAGGGAAGCACCACAAAGGCUGUCACUGCAAGAAAUCUGGAUGUCUCAAGAAGUACUGUGAGUGCUUUCAGGCAAACAUCCUUUGUUCUGACAACUGCAGAUGCUUGGGCUGCAAAAACUUCGAAGGGAGUGAAGACAGGCUAGCUCUCUUUCACGGUGAGCAUUCACAUGGUGCGGCUUAUCUCCAACACGCAAAUGCUGCCAUAACUGGAGCUGUAGGUUCCUCGGGGUUUGCAUCUUCUCCUGCUCCUAAGAGAAGGAAAGCUCAAGACAUUUUCUUCAACCAAGCAGCCAAAGAUCCAUCUAUUAAUAGGCUUGGCCAGGUAAGUAGCGGGAAAACGACAUCUUCAAAACCUGUUUCUCGUCAUGGAGGCCCAUCCAAAGUUGUAUAUAGGUCUCUCUUGGCAGAUAUAAUUCAACCACAGGAUGUGAAAGCACUUUGUUCUGUUCUGGUAGCUGUAUCUGAGGAAGCAGCCAAGACAUCAACAGAGAAACGGUUGGAAAAUCAGACGGAAACUUCAUUAGCUUCUUCUGCGCAAGACAAUAACAAUGGUACCGAGGUUGAGAAGGCUGUGAGUGGAAAUGAAGCUGGUGCAGAUGAGUCCAAUUCAGAUGGCUCUAAAGGAAAGUCACUGUCUCCCGAAACCUUGGCUUUGAUGUGUGAUGAACAGGACACUAUGUUAAUGGUUGCAGCUUCGUCUAAUUGUUCGGUGGAGCCACCAAACGGGCAAGACCAAGGUUAUGCAGAGCAGGAGAAAAUAGUAUUAACCAAGUUCCGUGACUGCCUUAACCGAAUCAUCUCAUACGCUGAACUAAAAGAAUCAAAGUGUUCUUUGUCAAGGAUGGAUACAGAGUCACCUGUACACGCGGCUGUGAAAGUAGAGCAGGUGGUUCAACAAGGAGCAGUCACAAACGGAGUUCCACAAACCACAAUACAAGAACCUUCCCAGCUAACUUCUUCAUACACACAAACUCAACAGCCUCAAGCUCCAUCUGAGAAGAAAGAUCUAUGAAUCAAGACAUUUUACUCUUAACAUUACUUUACAGAGAGCAACAAUGGCAGCUGAAUCCGAUUUUCCAUGCUUAAUUUAUGAGGUAACAGCCACCAAUAAUGGCAGAUGAUUACAAUAAAUGUUCACGAAGGUUGUGUUAUUAGACUUUUUUUUCUUAGUUCUUCCAUUAAAAUUCUUGGUUUUGAUUUAUAAAUGUUUCUUUGCGACUUGUUGACAUUAUCUGUGUACAUUGCUGUUACUUAGUCCACUCGAUUAUUUUACAU